GGACAAAAAGGUUGAAUCUAAGCGUUGCUGGACAUCAUCAUCAUCAUCUACACACAAACCUGUGAUAAGUAUUUGUCAAGAAAUAAAAAAGAAGCCUUUAAACACAUAUUGGAUUAUAAAAAUGACACCAGAUGAAGAGUCUCUUCUUGAAUCACAGUGGACAGAAAUUCAAAAGCCACACAGUAGGACAUCGUCAAGACAAAAACAUGAGCAUAUUAUUCGUUACCGACGUUGGCUUGCAUUUUUAAUUGCCUUUGGAAUUCUGUUAACAUUGAUACUUUUGUUGGCUGCUUCAUACUUUAUGCAUGUAUAUUCAAACGAAAAUCCUCAAAAAGACUUUCCUGAUUCAGCAAAUCCAAUCUGUUUACUACCUAUACUGACGGGAGUUGACUGUCAAGUUCACACACAACAUUGGGGUUGGGAUUCACAAACACACAGUUGUAAACAAUUCAUCUAUGGAGAAUGUAAUACUAACAAGAAUAACUUUUUAUCAAAAGAAAAAUGUGAAGAAGCGUGUAAAAUUCGAAUUAAUGUAUAAGAAAAGGCGGAGAGGGUAUAUAUAUAUAUGUGUGUGUGUGUGUGUUGGGGGGGGGGGGGAGCAAUUGUGAGUACACCACUCACUCACUCACCCACUCAUUAUUAAACUUCAAUGCCUGCCUUUGCAUCUAUCCACAUCAUUGCAUGAAAAGCUUUUAUCUCUUUUCCUAUCUUGUUUAUUCCCUCUUUUUUACUGUUUAUGUUUAUCUCAUAAUAUUACUGACUAACAUUAAAACUUUUAAAAAAAGAAUAGAAUUUAGCCGAAACUAGUUUUCUGGUGUUUCAACAAUCCCACAUCUAAAUUUUUAAUAACUUUAUAUUAUUAUUAUUAAUUACUGAAUAAUUGCAAGACCCUAUGCUAUAUGCUCACGGAUCAUUGAACUAUUUAAUCUUUUAUACGCCAAAGAGUUGUUUUUUGUUCUUUUAAAUUGUCUAUUCUCAACUUUGCUCCCAUUUUUUUAAACCAAAAUGAUGACACACACAUAUAAUGUAAUUAGGUAUAUUUCGUUUCGAUCAUUGGCUUUAAGUUCAUCAGUGUUUAACACUCGUGCGUUUUACGGAGUCAUUAAAAAUGGGAUUCUAUCCAGUUAUAAGAUGGUAGAAUAUAUACGUUCUUAUUUCUGAGUCAGUCAGUUUGAGAACAUAAACCACAAUGCCUCUGUGUGUCUGUGCAAGAGGUAAGGUGACACCUGAGUGAGUGAGUGAGUGAAUAAAUGUCGAACACUAGUGAACUAACUUGAAGUCAUGAUAGAAAUGAAAUAAAAUGUUCUAACACACCUUCCUUUUAUGACAUAUCUCAUUCUCUCCCGCUCGUUCGAUCUCAUUGGUUUCAAAUUCGUGUACAAACGAGAAAUCAGAGCACCACAUGAGUAUGUGUGUGUGUGUGAAGGCUCAGAAAUGUAGACAGCUUUUUACAUGCAUCAUAUUAUAAAGGAUCUGACUUUUUAUUGCUUUUGUAUUCAUUAUUGAAAUGUUUCAUUUAUUUAUUUCCUUUUUUUAUUGUUCGAAUUCUUUUAUUCAUGAUUGAAAGAAUGCUUCGAUAUAAUAUUAAAAGUCUUUCUUUUUUAAUAAAAAAAAAUAAUAAAAUCUUCAAUAACGAUG
Trichobilharzia szidati is the source of this 1638-nucleotide messenger RNA. NCBI's taxonomy places the organism in Eukaryota, Metazoa, Platyhelminthes, Trematoda, Strigeidida, Schistosomatidae. The record is from the annotation of a GenBank genome assembly.